Molecule: messenger RNA, 582 nt
Organism: Pseudophryne corroboree (corroboree frog)
Lineage: Eukaryota; Metazoa; Chordata; Amphibia; Anura; Myobatrachidae
Product: aldehyde dehydrogenase, dimeric NADP-preferring-like
Exons: 3
Biological process (GO): aldehyde metabolic process
Cellular component (GO): cytoplasm
Molecular function (GO): 3-chloroallyl aldehyde dehydrogenase activity; aldehyde dehydrogenase (NAD+) activity
Source: RefSeq, a predicted model, not a curated record
AGCCUUAGAAAGAAUCAACAUGAAACAGAUUGUGGACAAAGCAAAGAAGGCAUUUGCCACUGGGAGGACUCGCUCAUUGGAUUUCAGACUUCAGCAGCUCAAGGCUUUGAAGAGAAUGAUCAUUGAGAAAGAUGCUGAUAUCAAGGGAGCCUUAAUAGGAGACUUGCGCAAGAAUGAGUGCACUGCUUUCACGUAUGAGAUGAUGGGGCUGUUAGCUGAAAUUGAACUGGUGAUUGACAAACUCCAUGAGUGGGCUGCACCGCAACAUGUCAAAAGGAAUCUAACAACCAUGAGAGAUGAAGUUUACAUCAACUAUGAACCUCUUGGUGUUGUCCUAGUUAUCGGAGCCUGGAACUACCCAUUUGUGGUUACUAUGCAGCCUGUAGUGGGCGCCAUUGCAGCAGGUAAUGCUGUGGUGAUCAAACCGUCUGAAGUCAGUGAGCAUACUGCCAAGCUCUUGGAGAAAAUUAUCCCACAGUACUUGGACAAGGUACUGGACCAGUGUCUGCAAUUCUACGCUAUAUUAUUUUUCUCCCUGUUUAAAAAUGAAAGAACUUUAAAAUUGUUUAAAUCUAUCCUUUG